CGUAGACUGUGCAUACACAGGGUUAGGACACCGUACACACAGCUCCGCGGCCGGGGUAUGCCCCGCCAUGUUCGACUUAGACAGCGGCUGGAACCUGUCUUUUGCGGGCUGCGGCUUCCUGGGAAUUUACCACAUCGGAGUGGCCAGUUGCUUGCUGGAGAAAGCACCCUACCUCAUAGAAGGGGCGACCAAAUUGUACGGAGCGUCUGCCGGCGCUCUCACCGCCUCGGUGCUCGCCAGCCAGGCAUCCAUAACUCAAUGCUGUCAAGAUGUGAUUGAAGUAGCGAAGGAGGCCAGAAAGAGGAACCUGGGUCCCCUUCACCCAACCUUCAACCUGGUCAAGGUGAUAAAGUCAGGCCUGACUCGUGACCUACCCUCUGACGCUCAUGUCCGGGCCUCGGGGCGGCUGUGUGUUUCACUAACCAGAGUGUCUGACGGAGAAAAUGUUGUGAUAUCAGAGUUUAGCUCCAAAGAGGAACUCAUUCAGGCACUGAUUUGCAGCUGUUUCAUCCCCAUCUACUGUGGGCUGAUUCCUCCAUCUUACAGAGGAGUGCGGUAUGUGGAUGGUGGGAUCAGCGACAACCUGCCCCAGUCGGAGCUGAAAAACACCAUCACCAUCUCUCCAUUUUCUGGUGAGAGUGAUAUCUGUCCCCACGACGGCUCCACGACCUUCCACGAGCUUCGCUUCACCAACACCAGCAUCCAAAUGAAUUUGGGCAACAUGUACCGUCUCAGCAGAGCUCUGUUUCCACCAGAACCCAAAGUUUUGGCGGAGAUGUGUCAAAGUGGUUACAAGGAUGCUCUACGAUUCCUUGAAGAGAACAAUCUGCUGAUGUUAGAGCGUCCGACCCUUGGACUCACCCUACCAGAGAGCCACUCCGAUUGCUGCUGCAAGCACACUGAAACAACCAAAGAGCGGGUGCUGCGGAGGCUCCACCUCCUGCGUAAACAACACUGGUGGUUGGAUGAGCAGAUUAUUCUGCCUACACACAUUAAGAAAGUGUUUUGCGAGGCUUGCAAAGAGAAGCCUGGUCUGUUUGCCAAGGUGUCGGAGAUGCUGCCAAUGAAAGUGGCCUCCUACAUGCUAAUGCCAUGCACACUUCCUGUACAGUCGGCCUACUCAGUGGCACAGAGGUUUGUGGAGUGGAUCCCAGAGGUGCCAUCUGAUGUGGGCUGGCUGUUUGGCGUGGCUGCUGAUGUGUACCGUCAGGCCCGGAAAGGAGAACCAGCUCGCUCCAUCAGUGAGCCAUGUCUGAGGAAAUGCUCGAGUGUUCCACCUCUACCUGCAGAGCACGACAAACCUACACAAAGAGACAAGCUGCCGGCUCUUUCCUCAUUAGACCUACAUGGCAACUACUGGGAAAUCCAAGAAUCUACCACCACAUCCUUAUCCCCAAACGACCACCAUCAUCCUCACAUUACCCCCACCUCUCCUAAACAAGUCUGCUUCUUCGUCAGCUCGCAGGAUGAAUCCCACAACCAUGCACAGCAGUAAAAGACUCAGGGCUUUUAAGGGUUAUGUGAUUGAAUUUCCAUUCUGUGAGGAGCUGGAUAACUAAUGAUCAAUAUUGUUCGAAUGUUGUAAAGGAGACACACAUUUGUCAAAUUGUAUCUGAGCACUCCCAGAAGUACAAAGUUUAUUAUAUUUUUGUGAAAAUACAUUAGAAUUUACUCUGGAUAAUGGUCGUGUUUACCAGCCCUGAUGUUUGGGCCUGACUUAUGACAAUGAAAAUACUAUUUGCUGUCAUCUUCUCCACACCCUAUGUGAAGAUGGUGCGGUAGAAACACUUACACAGUCAGAUGUUUAGAACAGAGCAGGUCCUGAACACUGACUGGUUAAACAUUCUGAGUUUCUUUGUUUUUUUCUUUAAAAUAAAAUGAAAUAUAAUCAAA
This is a messenger RNA of Platichthys flesus (European flounder), 1893 nucleotides long. It is a transcript of the gene pnpla3, whose product is annotated as patatin-like phospholipase domain containing 3. Gene Ontology annotation, molecular function: triacylglycerol lipase activity. The record is from RefSeq and is a predicted model, not a curated record. The transcript is spliced from 9 exons. The coding region runs from base 68 to 1495 and encodes 475 amino acids. Gene Ontology annotation, biological process: positive regulation of triglyceride catabolic process; triglyceride catabolic process; lipid homeostasis. Lineage: Eukaryota; Metazoa; Chordata; Actinopteri; Pleuronectiformes; Pleuronectidae. Gene Ontology annotation, cellular component: lipid droplet; cytoplasm; membrane.